AUGUGGCUAGCCAACCAGACCCUAGAUGGAGACUUUUUUCUGUUGGGAAUCUUUAGCCAGACUUCACACCCUGGCCUUCUCUGCUUCCUAAUCUUCAGUAUAUUUCUGAUGGCCCUGUCUGGGAAUAUUAUACUGAUACUUCUGAUCCACAUUGACUCCUCUCUGCAUACUCCCAUGUACUUCUUCAUCAAUCAGCUCUCACUCAUGGACCUUAUAUAUAUUUCUGUCACUGUCCCCAAAAUGCUGGUGAACCAGCUGGCAAAGGUGAGGACCAUCUCGGUCCUUGGGUGUGGGACUCAGAUGUACUUCUACCUCUUGCUGGGGGGUGCAGAGUACUGCCUGCUGGCCGCCAUGGCCUACGACCGCUAUGCAGCCAUCUGCCAUCCCCUACGCUACUCCAUCCUCAUGAACCACAGGGCGUGUAUUUUCCUGGCCUCUGGCUGCUGGUUCGUGGGUUCUCUGGAUGGCUUCAUGCUCACUCCCAUCACCAUGACCUUCCCCUUCUGUGGAUCCCACGAGAUCCGCCACUUCUUCUGUGAGGUCCCCGCUGUACUGAAGCUCUCCUGCUCGGACACCUCAGUCUACGAGACACUCAUGUACCUGUGCUGUGUCCUCAUGCUCCUGAUCCCUGUCAUAGUCAUUUCCGGGUCUUACUACUUCAUCCUCCUCACCAUCCACAGGAUGAACUCCGCUGAGGGCCGGAGGAAGGCCUUUGCCACCUGCUCCUCCCACAUGACUGUGGUCAGCCUGUUCUAUGGGGCCGCCGUCUACACCUACAUGCUGCCCAGCUCCUACCACACCCCUGGGAAGGACAUGGUCGUGUCCUUUUUCUACACCAUCCUCACUCCUGUGCUGAACCCUUUAAUCUACAGUCUUCGGAAUAAGGAUGUCACAGGGGCUCUGAAGAAAAUGCUGAGAGCAGGGAAGGCUCCAUAUUAA
This is a messenger RNA of Tupaia belangeri chinensis (Chinese tree shrew), 939 nucleotides long. RefSeq names its product olfactory receptor 2T10. Bases 1 to 939 code for a protein of 312 amino acids. Gene Ontology annotation, molecular function: olfactory receptor activity; G protein-coupled receptor activity. Lineage: Eukaryota; Metazoa; Chordata; Mammalia; Scandentia; Tupaiidae. Gene Ontology annotation, cellular component: membrane. The transcript has a single exon. Gene Ontology annotation, biological process: G protein-coupled receptor signaling pathway. The record is from RefSeq and is a predicted model, not a curated record.